Molecule: messenger RNA, 177 nt
Organism: Colletotrichum orchidophilum
Lineage: Eukaryota; Fungi; Ascomycota; Sordariomycetes; Glomerellales; Glomerellaceae
Exons: 1
Coding region: 1-177 (58 amino acids)
Source: RefSeq, a predicted model, not a curated record
AUGCCUGCAGCUCUGACUGCGAGGCAACUCCAACGCCGUAACACGCCCUUCCCUUUGCGGGGCUUCUCGACCGAACGACGCUCAACGCUCCCAAAGUAUUUCAUUGCUGAUCCUCCCUUCUUCGUCUUCUUCUCAAGAGAAGCAAGCCGCCAUCAAGAUGAAUAUCAGCUUGUAUGA